Salmo salar (Atlantic salmon) is the source of this 2112-nucleotide messenger RNA. The record is from RefSeq and is a predicted model, not a curated record. Lineage: Eukaryota; Metazoa; Chordata; Actinopteri; Salmoniformes; Salmonidae.
AGCUGACCAAAACCACAGGUAGAAAAAUAUAGUUACUGACCGUGAGGCUAAGGCUUCUUUUGGUAUUUUACUUGUAUUGUAUUUCGUGCAAGUUAGUCUACAGUUAGCUAGCUAACGUUACGUAGAAAGUUUUCUAUUGUUUCCGGGGGGGUACCAUUUGAUUGUGACGACGCCUGUGUGGUGUAACAUUGUAAACAUUCCUCUCGUCCAUUGUUGUCAAAAUAUUAUUUGUAGCUAGCUACUGAAACGUCCACGGCGAGUAAUUAACAAUCACAGGCACCUGCAAGCAAUAUGAAUGUGGUUGAGUUCCUGGUGUCCCUGCUGGAUGUGCAUAAACAACAGCUGAAAGCUCUGACCAGACAGGGGGAGAUCCAGGCCAAGGUCCUCAGCCAGCUGGUCAAGGAUGGUUUAACCAAAACCCUUGACCGGUCUUCACCGCAGGAUGAAGAGGAACAGAGAAGGUCUGGAAUGACAACAGGGAGCGAUAAAGACCCGGAGGACUGGGUUGCUAGGCUGCCUGGGCUGCUGCAAGAGGAGUCACAGAAGAAGAGUCAACCGAUCAGACCCCAGGGGUUGACUAAUGCCUCCCAGACCAGGGUACAGAGACAGAUGUGGACUGUGGAGGACAAGAGCAGGCAGGACUUCCUGUCCCUGAGGUACGACACCCAGAAGGGAGCCAGAGAGCUGGGGCAGAGGCUUGACUCAGCUGCUAAGCACUGGCUUAGGCCUGACAUAAGGACUGCUGCACAAGUAGAGCAGUGUGUUGCCAUGGAGCAGUUUCUGUCCCUAUUGCCAAAGGAGGCUGGUGCCUGGGUGCAGAAGCAGCAGCCCAGGGAUAUGGAGGAAGCAAUCAGCAUGGCUGAGCAGCGGCUUGGGUCUGGGGUCUUCACCGUCUCCUCGCCUGCCCCUACACAGACAGACACAGCACAGAGCUCAACAGAGGCACAAGAACAAGGCCUGGAGAUUCCUGACGUGGGGAUGACCAGCUAUCAGGAGGAGCAGGACGAGCAUAAGAGGGUCCCAGAGGAAGGGUCCAUCUUUGUGUGUAAGCAGGAAGUGGAGGAUCCUGACUGGCAUCAGGAGAGUGCUCCUCCAGAGCCCAUCCAGAUGUCUGUGAGAACAACAGAACAUGAAAGCAUGUCUGUGGACACACCUUACAUCUUCCUUCCCAGAAACAACUCUCUUUCCUCCACCAUGUACACGCAUCCAACACCCACAGUGUCCAGUCAGAUCCCACCCCCACCCCUAGCUCCUGACGCCUAUCAUCCACAUGUCCAGGACAGACCAGUGAUAGACGGACUGCGGAGUAAUGCUUCUAGUGACGAGACUGAGCUUACUGCCAGGUACACAAGGCUAAUCUCUGAAGAUGGACAGUUGACCUGGGGGACCCUCUCGGGUGUUCCUUCACCCUCCUUCCACACUCGCCCGCCAUCACCCUCGCCCUCCCAUCAGUGCCCAGACUGUGGCUGCUGCUUCGCCCAGCAGAGGAACCUGGAGGAGCACAGGAACAUUCACACGGGAGCGAGGCCCUUCGUCUGUGGGGUGUGUGGGAAGGCCUUCUGCCACCGCCGCACCCUCAACAAACACACACGCAUCCACUCCUGGGAGAGACCCUUUCAAUGUACUGACUGUGGACAGACCUUCAAACUAAAAGACACCAUGAAGAGGCACCAGGUUUCCCAUAGUAAGCCAGGGACAGGGCCAGGGGCCCGUCACAUCGCUCACUCACGCUGAUACUCUUAACUAUCAGCACUUCACCUGGCUGGGAGGAGGCCUUGUGAGAAUUGACACACAACAAGGACUUGAAGUAGGACUGGUCAGGUGGCUUUCUCUGUAAAUGUCCUACGUAGGCAGAUUUAUUAGUGAGAAAACUACCAGUGUUUUCUGUUGGCGUGUUCCAUAAGAGGACACUGCUUUGGGUUUCACAGGUGAACUGGUUUCCAUGUAAACAAGCUCAAAUGACUUGUUCUUUAUUUAUUCUUUUUUGUAGAUGUCCUUGAUCCAAGAUAGGUAUUUCAUGCAUUUUGAUAUUGUCAUAGUUAAUCUUUAAUUAUUUAUUAGUUUGUGAUCAUGGUAGUACUUCAGAACAGAGAUCAGAAAAAAAUUGCGUAA